Molecule: messenger RNA, 12377 nt
Organism: Corapipo altera (White-ruffed manakin)
Lineage: Eukaryota; Metazoa; Chordata; Aves; Passeriformes; Pipridae
Gene: NSD1
Product: nuclear receptor binding SET domain protein 1
Exons: 22
Coding region: 1162-8025 (2287 amino acids)
Biological process (GO): regulation of DNA-templated transcription
Cellular component (GO): chromatin; nucleus
Molecular function (GO): protein binding; histone H3K36 methyltransferase activity
Source: RefSeq, a predicted model, not a curated record
GCCGCGGCCGCCCCGCGCCGCAGCGGGGCUCCGACAGCCGCCUGCAGCCAGGAGAGCCGGUGCCGGACGGCGGCCCCGGGGAGAAGCCGGAGUCCUCGGCGGCCCUGCAGCUCAUCCAAGCCCAGAAGAAACCUAUUCCAGUGAAGUAUGAAGUUGGAGAUCUUGUUUGGGCCAAGUUCAACAGACGCCCAUGGUGGCCAUGCACAAUUUGUCAUGACCCAGUGCUGGACUGUCACUCAAAAAUGAAAGUAGUUUCCAGUGGGAGACCAUACCGAGAGUACUAUGUGGAUGCCUUAGGAGAACCUUCAGAAAAAAGCUGGGUUGCUGGGAAAGCUAUUGUCCUCUUUGAAGGAAGACAUCAGUUUGAAGAGCUGCCUGUUCCCCGGAAAAGAGGGAAGCAAAAGGAAAAAGGCUACAAACAUAAGGUUCCUCAAAGAUUUAUGGCUAAAUGGGAAGUCAGUGUUGGACAGGCAGAAGACAUUCUUCUCGGAGGGCCAGAGGAUCAAAAGUGCAGCCAGAACUCCAGCGAGCCAGACAGUGAGAAGGACAUGCAGUCGGAAUACUUUACCAAUGGCCCUGGAGCAGAAAGGGACAGGCAGCUGAACGGCUGCUUUAAAUCCUUGGCGUUUGACUCCAGACACGCGGCCAGUGAAAAAGGAAAAUUGCACAUUAAGCCACAUGUGAAAAAAAAGCUCUGAAAGCAGAAAAAGGACUAGAGUAAAAAAGAGCAGCGUGAGAGGGGAAGCACCUAGGGGAGAAAUCAAAGACAAAACACCAGAGAGCAUAGUUAGAAACACAGUUGCUGGGGACCUACCAGAGAAACACGCGUCUCAUGAACUUCGCCGGAUUGCCAACAGCCUGACAGCAUCCAGCAGCACCAGGGAAAACCAUUUGCUUUCCUCAUUUGGAGAAAGACGUUUUGAAAAGACACCUUUGAAACCGGACUGUGAGAGUCGUAAAAGCGAUACUCUCAAGAACACUCUCCAAGGGGAUUUGUUUUCCAGCCCAUCUUUUGAGAGAGAGAAGAGCUCCCUGGGCAUUUUGUGCAGUUCUAAAUUACAAAUACAUUAUUCUGCGUCUGAUGCUGGUAUUGAGAAAAAGCAAACUGAAUCAGAUUCAUCCUCUUCCCUCUCCGAUGGUGGGGACAGUGAUGUAGAUACCAUGGACCAAAGUUCAGAGAGAGCCUCUAGUGCUCUUGAAGUUAGUGAUUCUUCAGAUAAAGUGGAGAAGGAAUUUCCUAUGACGUCAAGUGGAAACAUUAAACUUUCCAUGUAUCUUUCUCAGAAGAGCAGCAGAAGGGCCAGGAAGAAGUCAUACAGAGAUCGCAAACCUCUGGGAGGUUCAGUAACCAGCAGACUUGAUGCUGAAUUUGCAGAUGAAGAGCUGGAAGUUGGCUUCUCUGAUGCUGAGAUGUCAUUGAUGGCUCUUGAGUGCUCUUCGGAUGUGAGAAAUGACAAUCUUUCCCCAGCAAACAAGCACACUACCCCCCAAAGUGUCUCCAAGGAUAGCUCCUGGCCUGCUGUUGCAAAUCAAGCAAUCUUAAAACCGAAAAGCAUGAAAUUACCCCGAUUCAGGAGUAUAAAAUGCAAACAUAAAGAAAAGGUUGGUGGGUUGGAGCCUUCUCUUGCAGAAGAGGAGGGUGGUGUGAAUCGCUGCUCUUCGGAUACCAAAGGUUUCUCUGGCCUUCAGAGAAGUGGAAAAGUUGAUGGUCAGAAACUAUUAAACAACAUGCAUGAGAAACCCAGGGAUUCUGCUGAAAUCGAAACGGCUGUGGUGAAGCACGUCUUGUCAGAGCUGAAGGAACUGUCUUACCGGUCCAUGAAUGAUGAUACCAGUGACUCUGGCACUCCAAAGGCCACAGUACCUUUACUUUUCUCUUCUGCCUCUGGUCAUGGUCGUUUGCCUAUUGAACCAGAUUACAAAUUCAGCACCUUGUUAAUGAUGUUGAAGGAUAUGCAUGACAGUAAGACAAAAGAGCAGCAACUGAUGACUGGUCAAAAUAUAGUCCCAUUUCGAAAUACCAGCACAGCUGAUGGUUCUGGAAGCAAUUCUGCGAGUGGUCUGAAGUCUUUGUCCAUUGUAGGUCCCCCAUAUAAAAUAGAAAAAAAUGGAGAUUGUGUCCAGGAAACAGUAAAUUCAAACUCCACUAUAAGCAACUCCUCAUUUUCACGCAAUCCUCCAACCAAGUUGACGGGGAUUGGUUCUGGUAAAAGGGAGCCUGCAAGUGCUGCUGUUUCUGGGACAAAUGGCACAAAUUGCGUGUCCAAACGCAACUGUUCAAAAUCUAAACAGUCAUCUAAGCUUGGAGAUAAAACAAUUUCAAACAGAAAGGACUUAAAACCAGGAGGGCCAAGUAAGUUGCUAAGUCGGUUAUCCAGAGAUUCAGGAGAACAUGCAUUCCGUGUGCAUGGUUCAGUUACCAGUCCUCUAGGUAAUGAGGCAGAAGAUACUGAGAGGAAAGAGUGUAUUGAUUUAACAGAGCAUUCAACUGAUGAAGACUCUGCCUGUUUAUCUGAUGACAAUUUAGGUCGUAUUGGAAGGAGACCUGAAGCUGGUAGAAAUGUUGAGAGCUGCAAUUCUGCUGAAAAUGGGCAGAGUCCAGACUUGGAUUCAGAGGCAAAUAGUGAGAGCUCUCUUGGUGAUGAGUCUAAUGAUAUAAAUCACGUAGCACCCAAAAAGCGAUGGCAGCGUUUUAACCAAAGCAGUGCUAGAUCUAAUAAGCACAUCAGUAGAUCUAGGGAACAAGGAAACUUGGAGAGUGCCUUUGGCCUGAAUUCUCGUGGCUUUUCACUGAAGGGAAAUGAGUGCUUGGGACGUAGGCAUUCCCCUCAUUCAAAGGUGCUUGAGGGAGACCUGGCAGUUCAGGACUUUGAGAAUCGUUUAGACUUAGUUGAUAAACGUUUGAAUGUAUGUGGUAAGCCAAACACCAGUGUGAUGGACUCAGAAACAAAGCUUGGCAACUUUGCUCCCCAGUCUGAAUUCUCUGCACAAGCACAUUCAGAGAGGAAGCGCCUUAGAAAGCCAAGUAAACGGCUUCUGGAAUAUGCAGAAGAAUAUGAUCACUUGUUUGCACCCAAGAAAAAAUCAAGGAAAAACCAGGAGCAAUUGCAAAAGGUGAAUUCUGUGGUGAGGUCUGAAUUUGAAGGAGGUCUUCCUGCACAAUGCAGUCCUGACAGAGAUACCCAGCGGGGGCCGAGUUCUUUGGUUUCAACUCCAUCUUCAACCAAAGAAUCCCCUCCCAUCCUUGAAGCAGAGUGUUCCUUCUCAGAACUAGGAUCCCACUCCACUGAUCACAAUAAUCAAGUUCCAGAAGGACCUUCAGAUAUUCCAGACCUGGUGGUGCUGUCUGCCUCAGAUGCUUCUGAAGUUUCUGCUUCUCCAGAUGCAGAAGAGGGAUUCCUGAAAUCGGGAAACUUUGAAGGCAAACGUCAAAGGAAACCUACUAAAAAGCUCUUGGAAUCCAAUGAUUUGGACACUGCCUUUAUGCCAAAGAAGGAGGAGUGGACUCCCCAAAAGAAGGGUACUGGCCCUUCAGAGAGCGACAGCUCUGAGCUCUACUCACCAGCCCACUUUCAGGACCUGGGAGAAGCUUCUGAAAAGCUCUUGGAGAAACAGCGGAAGCGGAAGAGACAGCGCCAUACCACCGCUGCAGUCCAUUCCAAGAAGGAGAAAAAUGAGGAGGGGCUGGGGGAGACCCCACACUCUGAGGGGGAGACGUCGAUUCAUGGGACAGCUGCAAGCCCAAAAGAGGGUAAUGAAGAGGGGUCAGAGAAUGACCAUGGAGUGCCUUCAUCCAAAAAGAUACAGGGGGAGCGUGGAGGAGGAGCAGCUCUCAAGGAGAACGUGUGUCAGAUCUGCGAGAAGCCAGGGGAGUUGUUACUGUGUGAGGCACAGUGCUGUGGUGCUUUCCACCUGCAGUGCCUUGGGCUCUCCGAGAUGCCAAAGGGCAAAUUCAUCUGCAAUGAGUGUUCCACAGGGGUCCACACCUGCUUUGUGUGCAAGAGCUGCGGGGAGGAUGUGAAGCGGUGCCUGCUGCCCCUCUGUGGGAAGUAUUACCACGAAGCCUGCAUACAAAAAUAUCCACCCACGGUCAUGCAGAACAAGGGCUUCCGCUGCUCCCUGCACAUCUGCAUGACCUGCCAUGCCGCUAACCCAGCAAACAUCUCUGCGUCUAAAGGUCGUCUGAUGCGCUGUGUGCGGUGUCCGGUCGCGUAUCACUCCAACGAUUUCUGCCUCGCUGCUGGCUCCGUGGUCCUCGCCUCCAACAGCAUCAUCUGCCCCAACCACUUCACCGCACGGAGGGGCUGCCGCAACCACGAGCACGUCAACGUCAGCUGGUGCUUUGUCUGCUCGGAAGGGGGCAGCCUUUUAUGCUGCGAGUCGUGCCCGGCUGCAUUUCAUCGUGAGUGUCUAAACAUUGAGAUGCCAGAGGGAAGCUGGUAUUGUAAUGAUUGCAAGGCAGGCAAAAAGCCACACUACAAAGAAGUAGUCUGGGUGAAAGUUGGGCGCUACAGGUGGUGGCCAGCUGAGAUUUGCCAUCCUAGGACAAUUCCUGUCAAUAUCCAGAAAAUGAAGCAUGACAUCGGUGAGUUCCCUGUGCUGUUCUUCGGCUCCAAGGAUUACCUGUGGACCCACCAGGCUCGUGUGUUCCCUUACAUGGAAGGUGAUGUCAGCAGCAAAGACAAGAUGGGGAAGGGCGUGGAUGGCAUAUACAAGAAAGCUCUUCAAGAAGCUGCUGUGAGAUUUGAAGAGUUGAAGGCACAGAAAGAACUGAGACAGCUUCAGGAAGACAAAAAGAACGACAAGAAACCUCCUCCCUACAAACAUAUCAAGGUGAACCGGCCGGUGGGGAAGGUGCAGAUCUUCACUGCAGACCUGUCCGAGAUCCCACGCUGCAACUGCAAACCCACCGAUGAAAACCCCUGCGGCCUGGACUCCGAGUGCAUCAACCGCAUGUUGCUCUACGAGUGCCACCCCAUGGUGUGUCCUGCUGGGGAGCGCUGCCAGAACCAGUGCUUCUCCAAGCGCCAGUAUCCCGAGGUACAGAUCUUCCGCACGCUGGCACGAGGCUGGGGCUUGCAAGCCAAAACAGACAUCAGGAAGGGUGAAUUUGUUAAUGAGUAUGUUGGGGAGCUAAUUGAUGAAGAGGAGUGCCGAGCCCGAAUCCGCUAUGCUCAGGAGCACGACAUUACCAAUUUCUACAUGUUGACACUGGAUAAGGAUCGAAUCAUUGAUGCUGGGCCAAAGGGCAACUACGCUCGGUUCAUGAACCAUUGCUGCCAGCCCAACUGUGAGACUCAGAAAUGGUGUGUGAACGGUGACACACGAGUGGGGCUCUUCGCCCUUGUAAAUAUCAAAGCUGGGACUGAGCUGACUUUCAACUACAAUCUGGAGUGUCUGGGAAAUGGAAAGACCGUUUGUAAAUGUGGUGCCCCAAAUUGCAGUGGCUUCCUAGGAGUAAGGCCAAAGAGCCAGCCCAGCCUCACCGAGGAGAAGUCCAAGAAGCUGAAGAGGCGGCCGCAGAUGAAGCGCAGGUCGCAGGCCGAGGUGAUGAAGGAGCGAGAGGACGAGUGUUUCAGCUGUGGGGACGGAGGGCAGCUAGUUUCUUGUAAGAAGUCAGGCUGUCCCAAGGUGUACCAUGCAGACUGCCUCAACCUGACCAAGAGACCUGCAGGAAAAUGGGAGUGCCCGUGGCAUCAGUGUGAUAUGUGCGGUAAGGAAGCAGCUUCGUUCUGUGAGAUGUGCCCCAGGUCCUUCUGCAAGCAGCACCGGGAAGGAAUGCUCUUCAUCUCCAAGCUGGAUGGACGAUUAUGCUGUACGGAGCACGAUCCCUGUGGGCCUCACCCUCUAGAGCCAGGAGAAAUUCGUGAGUAUGUGCCUCCCAUAGAAGCCCUGACUAAUGGCGAGGACACCCAGCCACCGGAGCAGCUGCCUGCAGAGGUAGACACAGAGGCAGACACAGACCUGAGCGUUCAGACCCUGGACAACCUACCUCAGUCUGUGGCCCUCAGACUGCAGUCACCAGAAAAGCCCCCUGCUACCCUGGCACUGAGGCUGCCGUCAUCAGACAAGCCCCCCACCACCCUUGCCCUGAGGCUGCAGCCGUCAAACAAGCCCCCCACUACCCUGGCCCUCAGGCUGCCUUCACCAGACAAACCACCCGCCACCCUGGCUCUGAGACUGCCACCAUCAAAUAAACCCCCUGCCACUUUGUCACUGAGGCUGAAGCCAUCCAACAAACCCUCCACCACCCUCUCGCUCCGGCUGCAGCCUUCGGACAAACCUCCCACCACCCUGUCACUCCGCCUGCAGCCGUCAGACAAGCCCCAGGCCGCCCUGUCCCUAAGGCUGCAGUCAGAGAAGCAGCCCAUCAUCGUAGCGCUGCGGCCUCAGCAGCCCGACAAACCUCCCACCAACGCGGUGCUCUGGCCCCUGGAUGAGUCCUCCAGUGACGCCUCGCAACCUCAGCUGCCGAGCAAAUCUCCUCCAGGAUCACCACAGUCGUUGGAUGAGUCGCUUGUUACUGCUGGUACCCUGCAGCUCCAGCUGUCAGAUGAGCCUCCAGACACCCCUAGGGUUUUGGAGUUAUCGGACAAGUCCCUCAUUGACACCGGGACCCAGCAGCCUGAGCUGCUGGAUGAGUUCCCCACAAAAUGCCUGCAUCCUCCACUGUCUGACAGACUCCUCGCCACAGUGGGGACGCUGCAGUCUCAGCCAGCAGAUGAGCCUCCCGAGGCCGAUCAGCUCCAACCGCUGGAUGACACUUCUGCCCAGAGCCCACAGCCACAGUCUGUGGAAGAAGAUCCCAGCUCUGUGGUGCCACAGGUCCCAGUACUGGAGGUGGCUUCCAGUCCUGAGGUGCUGUGGCCUCUGCCCAUUGCAGAAGUCCCCGACUCCCCUGUCUCACGAAUCCUGCCCGCAGAGAAGGCUCCUGGAUCGGCAGUGCCACGACCCCUGCCUCCAGAAAAUGCCUCCUUCUCCACUGCAAUGCGGGUCCCAGCCACAGAGAAGGCUCCUAGCUCUGGGUCACCCCAUCCCCUGACUCCAGAGAAGGCUCCUGCCUUGGGUAUGCCACGGAUCCUACCCACAGAGAAGGCUCCCAGCUUAGGGGUGUCGUGGCCCCUAACUCCGGAGAAGGCCCCUGGCUCCCGGUCGCCUCAUGUCCUGCCUGUGGACAAGGCUCUGAGCUCUGGGGCCCUGCGGAUCCCACUCACACAAAAGGCUCUCUCCCCUGGGGUGCUGCGACCCCUGCCUCCAGAGAAGGCUGCUGACUCCGGGGCCCUGCGGGUCCUGCCUCUGGAAAAGGCUCUCAGCUCUGGGGUGUCUCGGCCUCAGCUCUUGGAGAGGCCUCUCGCUCUUACAGCCCCGUGGCCUCAGGCAUCAGACAAGCUGGCUGCUGCCGUGGCUCCUCGGCCUCAAGCCUUGGACAAACCUCUGGCUGCAUCAGCUCCAAGGCUGUUGCUGUCGGAGAAGGCGCUGCGACCUGUCGACCAGAAUGCUCAGCCGAAGGAGAGAGGAGCUCCGGCCAUGGAACUGAAUCCCCAGCAGAAAGAGAGGACCAUGUUAGCUGGGGAGCAAAUCUCUUGGUCUGCUGGGAAGGUAGUGACGCACGUUGGACAAGUACCGUGGCCUACGGAGAAACUACAGACGCACGAGCAGACCCACUGGCCCACUGCAAAAGCCCUGAUGCCUGCUGAGCAGCCUUCCCGGACAGCAGAGAAACCACCAGAGCCAACCAUUCAGCCCAGCUGGGAAGUGGCCUCAGUCCCCGCAGAGCAGACCCCGUGGACAUCAGAGAGAUUGUGUGCAUUUGAGCAGACCCCUCGGCCAGCCAGGGAAGCGCCAGUGCCCCCAGAGCAGAUGCAGUGGCUUGUCACGAACAUUCAGACAAUUGACCAGAUUUCUUGGCUGGGUGGAAAAGCACAGACUCCUCGGGGGCAGGACCCUUUGCCUGAACAAAACACAGCGUUAGCCCAUAACCAGGAUUCUGUCUGUCGUGAGUUGGCCGACUCAGAGCCAAAGUGAGGUUGGUAAAUAUGGGAGGCAGGUUUCAGUUGUUUAAUGUUUAGGGAGGGGGAAUCUUUCUUUUGUUUUUUUUAUUCACUUCCCUGAGCCCAGCCCCUAACCCAUGCACAUCCCAUCCAUAUUCUCUCGUGACAUGAGCAAGGACAUUCUCUUAAACCUGAGUCUGGCCCAGGCAAAAGGGAGAGACCAUCUGUGACCUUUUCCUCUUCCUUUAACAAAUGGUAAAGCUGAAAUAAAGAGUCCACUCUGGGUGAAAAUCUCCAAUUCCAUUGAAAUGGUCACAUUACUGAUCCAGCGUGUUCAAGCUCCAGGUCUGAUUCAUAGAUGGGUUCCCAGGUACAGCCAGGGGCCUUGCUUUCGUUACUACAUUUAAAGGAAGGAGAUCAGUCAGGCUGCCCUGGGACUGAAGAAGUUUCAGGAUCAGGUGGUGAGCAGUCAGGUGCAUGUCCUUGCCAGACUCUAGAAGCAGGGAAGGGAUUUGUGUUGUCUGCCCAGGUCUCUGUCCCUGCAGGGCGUUGCUUUGUGAGGUUUAUCCGUAUGUUCACUGGGAUGUGCUGUGUGUGUGGUUUGCUGAAGGACAAGGAUCAUCUCCAGUGAGCUGGGAGAGGAGCCCCUGCACUCGCCCAGUGCAGUUUUCUCCAUUAAUAGGCAGUGUCCAUUCAGGCUCCUUUGUACAGAGCUGCAUCUGGCCAGGCCCAAGAAACAGGAAAUCUGGAGGAAGUCAGGGAAAAGAGAGAUCUUGGAAGUAGUCGUCUGGCAGUGUUUUCAUUCUUGUGUCUUAAUCCUUUAGCACAGGACAUGUGGAGUGCUUUCCUGCCCUUGAAAACGUAGUGAUCCAUAAAGCAGCAAUAGUGGAGCAGGGCAGAGUGGGUUCCCUGAGGUGCUGAGCUCUGCCCUGGCAAGGGAGUGGUGCUCCCUUUCAAAUUUCCAUCCAGACUCUUCUUGACUUCUGUCUCAACAUGAGCCAGCGGACUGAGCAGUCUUUUCUCCCCUUGCCUCAGGCAUGUUCAGGACGUGUUCCCAUCACAGCUGGUAUUGCCAGCAGCAAGCAAAACCUGACUCGCUCACUGCACAGUGCAGAGGCAAGGGUUCCGUAGCUGUAUCGGGACCCAUCUCAACACCUUCCCCUUGGGCAGCUUCUGGCUUAAUUCUUCUACAACCAAAGGAGACUUGAAUUAACUGGACUGUGUUGGGGUGAGAGUGUGUGUGUGUGUGUGCGCGUGUGUGUCCUUCCAACUGAAUUGUAGUUCUCACACUGGAACAUGGUGGGCUCCAGCAGCUGGCUGGCUUUCUUUUUUCCUCUUCUCCCUUUUCCAGUGAAAAUAGAUCUUUAGUACCUGGUAGUCAUCAGGCCUAGCCUAGUGUCCAGACUAGGCCUGCUGAAAGCCAUUCACUCAAGCAUGGAGGCAGAAGUUGGCUUGGCCGUGGUGCUUGUGGGGCAGGUGGUAGAGUCCCAGGGGCCUGCAGCAUCUUGCGACCACCAGCACCCUCGCAGGCAGGAGGAGGAGGAUGGGCCUCCCUGGUGGCAGUGCCUGGGCUGGAUGGGGUCGGUGUCCUGCCAAGGAAGCACUGCUGACCAGCAUUUUCCCACUCUCACAACACAUUACCUCUGUGGUUUGCCUGAGCUCCGCCGAUCUGGGGCCGCGGCCUCGGAUCUCUGUGCUGCCACCAGACCCUCACGCAGCUCCAGUGUGUGUAUCCUUCUCCUUCCAGGUUGAUCCACAGGUCCCUCCUCAGAAGGGGAGUGUUCAGCUCCAGGCCAACCCUCUCCCUCCGACAUGGGAGGGACCCGACCCUUUGCUUCCUUGUUCCCACCUGGCUUGCAAGUGCCUGCUGCUCCCAGAGCAGACAGUCAUGAGCUUUGUAGUUUUCUAUGAAGGGAGGCCGACACUUGUGCCGAGACAAAUCCCAGUCUGUUCUGCUUUCCUGACUUGUGCACCCUGAGACAACGUCCUCCUGAAAAAGCCAGGUGUGCUGGGCACGAGGGGACAUUACCAGUGCUAUAGUGCAUCUCUUCUCUAGUCCAAAUCAUUUCAGAUCCUUUGUAGAAUAGCUCACAGCUUGGAAAAGCUUUAUGGCUUAUGGAAACUUACUUGUUAAAUGUUUUUUUCCGGGAAGACUAGCAGGUCAGUUCCUGCUUGCUGCUGAAACUGGGGAAAUACAAGCAGCUUAUGUUUCUGCGUGACUCCUCCACAAAGGGAAUCAGGACAACUCAGAUCCAUUGAGAGAGAAGAUUAUCUUAAGGGCAUUCGUUAACUUUUUUAAACAAAAUUAUAAAAAAAAAAGAAAAAAAAAGGUAAUGACGUUCAGUAUAUUAAGUAUUUAUCAUGUGUGAGAAGGAAAAUAAAUCUUGAAUUUACAUUUAUAAGCCUUCCCAUGAGCUGGACUUAGUCAUGUAGAUUGUGUAAGUAGGGUUCCCUCAGUGCCGGUGCCCAGCCAGCUCCCGCUGUAACCAGAGAGGUCUCUGCACUGCUCUGUCCACCUCUGCUUUGCAUUGUCACGUGUUAACUCGCUACUUGUUUCAUGAAAAAAUAAACUGUGAAUAUUUUUGGUGCAGGCUUUUUUAAAUCUGUAAAAUGGAGAAGUUCUCAAUGAAUUCUCAUGAAAGCAGGUUUGAAAAGAUCACUUCUAUAAAUCGUGUGCUCACGUAGCAGGGUGAGGCUCACGGCAGCAGCCGCCUUUCACGCAGCAGGCGCUUACCCAAAAGCUUGUUUGGAACAGUGAAUGUGGAUUAAACUGUUGCAUGGCAUUUCCCACAGCCUUCUUCAUUGCAGCUGACUGUACCCCAUCUCUCCUCUUGUCUCCCUUUUCCACGAGGAUCCAGGUUUCCAGCUUGCUACCUUCCAGCUGCUGUUGGAAGGUUGACUUCAGCGUAGCUGGGAGGCUGCUUGGUAAAGUUGGCGUUGGGGAACAUCACAGAAGGAGGAAGUCAGGAAGCUCCUUUUCCCUCCUCACCCUCAUUGGGGCCCUGAGUGGUGCUCUGUCAGAUAUGGGGGGCUUUUCAGAUGGAGUAGUGGUGCUUAUGGGAGUGUCCGGCAGUGCUGGGUCACCUUAGCAAGAUGGACAAGGCCUGACCAGGUGUGGAGAGAGGUCCCAACAGCCUUGCCCUACCCAGGCUGCUCUCACUGGCAUGGAGCAGCAGCUGGGGAACAACUUUGGGCAGCAAAACUCUGGUGAAGGAAAUGUGGGUUUGUGCACUUGACGUGACUCUUGCUGUGGUGGCAGCACUGCCUUGGAGGAGGAGAGGGAGAUGUCUGUGUUGAAGCAGUUGGAUUCAUUUGUGGCAGUUCAUUGCCGCCUUCAGAGUCCAGUCAGUUUGAAUCACGGGGAGUUUCAAGGUAGAGGACAGUGACAAAGUAACCUGCAGGGCUCAGAGCUUUGCUGCAGCUCCUGCCAAGGCUGUGGUGCUCUUUUGUUGCAUUGGAGGGAUCCAAUCACCUGGUCACUAAAUCUCAGGUCAGCCCUAAUUGCACCCAAGGUGGAUGAGAGGUGACUCUUGCGUUGAUUCACUGUUGAGGAGUGCUGUAGAAGCAGAGUCAGGGGUGUAAUUAUUUCUGCUCAGAGCUCUGCAGACCCAUGGAGGCUCACAGGAACUUCCCAGGUUCCUGAGCCCAUUCCUGCUUGUGGGAAUGACUCCUUGGUUCUGAAGGGGGUGAAGGCUUUGCUCCUAUACAAACGCUUCGCUGGUCAACAUCUUUGCUGUCAGGACAGCCUGGCUUCCCCUGCUCAGAGCAAUGGGCUGUGGUCAGUGGCCCUGGCUUCCAUCUCACAGUAGGACCAACUUUAGUGUUGGAUUUCCAUGGUGGACAAGAGAGUCCUAGUUGACCUUUGGUGAUGGAGGAGUUCUGGUGAGCGGUAGCAGUGUGGUCAGGGACUCAAGUGCCCGGGCAGGCAAGGAGGGUUGCAGAGGAGGAGCCACUGCAGGACCUGUGGGAUGUGUGGGCAGGAGGGGAGCAGGCUUGUCCUAUCUUCCCCAGUGCUGGGCUGGGGCCCACUGUCAGCCAGGGCUCUGGUGAAUCUAGCAGGAAAGCUACCACUGUAAGGGAUCAUCACCUACUGCACAUCUCCAGAUGCUGACUAGCUGAUGGUAGCUUGCUUUAUUGCUGUUCUCGAGUUAAACUUUUCCUAUUUAACAGAAAAAAAUCCCCAAGAACCAGAUUCACUUCAAUACACAAAGUAUCCGGGUGGUACCAUGGGAGUACGUGUUAAUUCAGGGUUAAAUCCCUGCAGGCAGAGGCUCUGAAGGUGUGGCUGGUGUUAAAAUUUACAAGAGAGAUGGUUGAAUCCAAAGGACCUUAACAAAUUAAGGUGGGACAAUGUGUUGCUAGAAAAGCUUCAGCUCACUUUCAGUG